Penaeus vannamei (Pacific white shrimp) is the source of this 803-nucleotide messenger RNA. The record is from RefSeq and is a predicted model, not a curated record. Lineage: Eukaryota; Metazoa; Arthropoda; Malacostraca; Decapoda; Penaeidae.
AGGGACUCUGUCAAUAUUAGCCUGCAACUCCCUCCUAUAUAGGAGUGCCAACCAUCGCAGUUUCUCACACUCUUCCUUCGCUCUCCACACGGAUUGGCACUGCUCUCCCUACAAGAUGGCAUUUCUUCAGAUUUCUCGAGUGACUGGCAUUCUCUUGCUCGUGGGCGUCACAGCCCGUGCAGCCUUGCUUCCUUCCGGUUCCGAGGUACUGACAGGUGACACGGGCGGUUCCUUCAGCUGCGAGGGGCGUGGGUAUGGGUAUUUUGCCGACAUGCAGUCCGGGUGCCAGCUCUUCCACGUGUGUGUGCCAGUUGCUGAUGCUGAGGGACAGGUACAAGACACCCUCCACUUCCCCUUCUUCUGCGGCAACCAGACGAUCUUCAACCAGGAGACGCUGACUUGCACCCUUCCUGAAGACGCUUUCCCUUGCGACCAGGCCCCGUCUCUCUAUGACGUCAUCAACUCUCGCUUUGGGGACGCGUCCGAACCGAGUGGGAGUGACUUGGGUUUCCAGAACGGGGUUGGGUUCCAGGAGGACCUUGGAUUCCAGGGUAACAGUGGAUUCCGGGAUAACACUGGAUUCCGGGAUGAUACUGGAUUCCAGGAUAAUCUUGGAUUCCAGGACGAGCUUGUAAUUCCUAGUGAGAGCGGAUUCCAGAAUGGCCAAGGCUUCGAAAACGAAUUGGCGUUCGUGUAAAAACCGGAACGCGACGAUUAAUAUUAUAAACAUUAUUGCUCAAUCUUAUAUGCAGGUUUUUUUGUUUUGAAUUAUGCUCAACUAAUCUUAAAAUAUAUCUUUGUUG